Molecule: messenger RNA, 2171 nt
Organism: Daldinia decipiens
Lineage: Eukaryota; Fungi; Ascomycota; Sordariomycetes; Xylariales; Hypoxylaceae
Product: MFS general substrate transporter
Exons: 2
Coding region: 539-1999 (486 amino acids)
Biological process (GO): transmembrane transport
Cellular component (GO): fungal-type vacuole membrane
Molecular function (GO): transmembrane transporter activity
Source: RefSeq, a predicted model, not a curated record
GCAUCUUAGCUAUCUAAGACAUAGACUACCUAUAUACCGCAUCCGUAGCGGUCACCUCAUUGUAAUUGACGAAUAAGAAAUAAGUACAGACCUAGCGGUCACCGUAGAUCCCCGCGAGCCGCAAGGUGACAGUUACAUACACCAAUACGAGGACAGGAGGGCGCGGGAAGAUCGGGGAAGUUGUGUAAGACGCGAAAGGGGACGGCGGAGUGGGUGGUAUGAUACUACCAACUAACAAGGAAACUUUUAUGUAACGGUAUUAUUCCGAGUGGGCUCGUAUGACAUACGAACUCUUUAUUAGUAGUUAUAAUGGAAUUGUCUUUAUCUUUCCCCAGAUUCUCCCGCCGUAUAAUUGACAAGACUUGGACGGGAUUCCUCUGCCGUUCCCAAUUUUAACCUUCUUUCAACGUCGAAAGAGAGCCUCAAGCGUAAGGCAGAGAAGACGGCUAUAUCUUCAAAGAGUCUUGUUAAUAAGUUAGCUCCGAUUCGCUGUUCGUACUAAGAACCAUAUUGUAAUUAGAGACGAGGGAGGUCAUCCAUGACCCUCACGCCACAGAAUGCAGAUGACAGCUGCCUCAUAAAUCAAACUGUCCCGACGGGGGUCAUGUCACUUCCGUCGGAGUACCUUGACGAAAAGAAGCAACUUCCCAAUACCAAUUCCAUAUCUAAUUCCGGCGAGGACAAGGAGAGCCAGAAGGGGCGUUCCCGUUCCAUCGAGGAUGCAACUGCGGCAUCGCCAUCGUCUUUAUCGUUGGAUGGGGACGACAGUAAUAACGACGAUAAUUUUCCUGAAGGCGGCCUAGCGGCCUGGCUCGUAGUUUGUGGCUCCUUCUGCUCCAUGCUUUGUCUGUUCGGUCUCAUUAACUCGGUUGGCGUUUUUGAAUCGUACUUCUCGACACACCAGCUUACCGGCUACAGCUCCUCAACUAUCGGCUGGGUCUUUAGCGUAUAUCUAUUCAUCGUCUUUUUCUUUGGCGUCCAGGUCGGUCCUAUUUUUGACAGGCACGGUCCCAGACUACUUAUCGCCAUCGGUAGCGUGUUAGUCAUCGCCAGUCAGCUCAUCCUAGGGUUAUGUGAAGAAUACUACCAGAUCCUCCUCGCAUACGCGGUCCUCGGGGGUAUAGGGGGUGCUCUUCUCAACGUGCCUGCCUAUGGAGUGAUAGCACACUUCUUCAAGAGGCGUCGUGGCUUGGCUGUUGGUGUCGCUGCGACGGCGGGAUCUGUCGGCGGAAUUGUGUUCCCCCUCUUCCUCCAAGCUGUCAUUCCAAAACUUGGCUUUGCAUGGAGCACGAGGAUCAUCGGUUUCAUACUGCUGUUCCUAUCAGUCAUAGCCAACCUCCUCGUGCGCUCCCGCCUACCCCCAAGUGCCCACCCAAUACGCAUCUUACCGGAUUGGACCCUCUUCAAGGAUGUCAAGUUCACUCUAUGUUGCAUCGGCGUCUGGUUUAUGGAGUGGGGGAUCUUUACCCCAUUGGCGUACAUCGUUUCGUACGCCGCAGCUCACGGCCAAGAUGCCAACGAUGCAUACACCUUCCUCGCGAUUCUUAACGCUGGGUCAUUUUUCGGUCGAUUCCUCCCCGGAUUCCUAGCGGACCGCUUCGGCCGCUUCAAUGUCAUUACAAUAACGAACGCGCUGUGUGUCGUCACUAUCCUAGCUUUCUGGCUUCCUGCCGGUGAUUCGCGUGCCUUGCUCAUCGUGUUUGCCGUCACCUUCGGGUUCGUUUCCGGAAGCAAUUUGGGUUUGUACCCCGUGUGUAUCGGUCAGCUUUGCGACGCCCGUGAUUAUGGCCGCGUUUACUCUACGGCGGUUAUGGUCGGCAGCUUCGGUACCCUAACCGCCCUCCCUAUCGCCGGUGCACUUUUGGGGAUCGGCAGCGACGAGCGUCAAGGCUGGUUGGCGCUGAUUCUCUUUGCAGCGCUGUCGUAUGCUAUCUCAACGAGCUGCUUCCUUGGAGCUCGCGUAUUGGCUGUUAGUUGGGGAGUAAAGGAAAUCUAUUGAUGCUCUGGUACCAGUUUCACUGUAACCUGAGGAUAGAAUUAAAGGGAACAUGCAAAUGACCAGUUGGUUUCUCGGCAUAUUAAAUUAGGCGCUUCGGGUAGAUUGAUGGAAGAUAGCACUGGGUUUGGGAUCGGGAGUUUUGUGCGAGACCGGUCCUAUUCAAGCAUAUUCU